UUGUUUAUAUUUGAUGGUAUUAUACCUUUAAUUGGAAGUUUAUUAUUAGUAAUUUGUGUAAUAGUUGGUGUAGCUUUUUUGACUUUAUUAGAGCGUAAGGUUUUAGGUUACAUUCAAAUUCGUAAAGGACCAAAUAAAGUUGGAUUUAAUGGAUUAUUACAACCAUUUAGUGAUGCUGUAAAAUUGUUUACUAAGGAACAAACAUAUCCAUUAUUAUCUAAUUAUAUUUCUUAUUAUUUUUCUCCUGUUUUUUCUUUAUUUUUAUCUUUAUUAAUUUGAAUAUGUAUUCCUUAUUUAAUUAAGUUAUAUUCUUUUAAUUUAGGUGUUUUGUUUUUUUUAUGUUGUACUAGAUUAGGAGUUUAUACUGUAAUGAUUGCAGGUUGAUCUUCUAAUUCUAAUUAUGCUUUAUUGGGGGGGUUACGGGCUGUAGCUCAAACUAUUUCUUAUGAAGUUAGUUUAGCAUUAAUUUUAUUAAGUUUUAUUUUUUUAGUAGGUAAUUAUAAUUUUUUAAGUUUUUAUUUUUAUCAAGAUUAUGUUUGAUUUAUUUUUUUUUGUUUUCCAUUAGGUUUAGUCUGGCUAGCUUCUUGUUUAGCGGAAACUAAUCGUACUCCUUUUGAUUUUGCUGAAGGGGAAUCAGAAUUAGUUUCUGGAUUUAAUGUUGAAUACAGAAGUGGGGGAUUUGCUUUAAUUUUUUUAGCUGAAUAUUCUAGUAUUUUAUUUAUAAGUAUAUUAUUUGUAGUUAUUUUUUUAGGUAGUGAUAUUUAUAGAUUUAUAUUUUUUUUAAAAUUAUCUUUUAUUUCUUUUAUUUUUAUUUGAGUCCGAGGGACUUUACCUCGAUUUCGUUAUGAUAAACUAAUGUAUUUAGCUUGAAAAAGUUUUUUACCUUUAUCUUUAAAUUAUUUAUUUUUCUUUGUAGGAUUAAAGAUUUUUUUUAUUUCUUUAUUAUUUUAA
Anopheles arabiensis is the source of this 951-nucleotide messenger RNA. The record is from the annotation of a RefSeq genome assembly. Lineage: Eukaryota; Metazoa; Arthropoda; Insecta; Diptera; Culicidae.